Mugil cephalus (flathead mullet) is the source of this 9808-nucleotide messenger RNA. RefSeq names its product TSC22 domain family 2 (gene tsc22d2). The transcript has 2 exons. The record is from RefSeq and is a predicted model, not a curated record. The coding region runs from base 707 to 2257 and encodes 516 amino acids. Lineage: Eukaryota; Metazoa; Chordata; Actinopteri; Mugiliformes; Mugilidae. Gene Ontology annotation, biological process: regulation of transcription by RNA polymerase II.
CCAUGAUGCAUUUCGCCCUUGCCAUCUUGUCUAGUGGUUGGUUAGUAAAACGGCAGCCAGCUAGGAGUUAGCUGUCUGUUAGCUUACUGCCGCCGUGGUAUAGUGGUUAUCUGUCAGCUAGCUGCUAGUAGUAGCUGCCAAAGGUGAGCUGUCCACACGGCGAGAGUCUGACUUUGCCGAUUUUGAGACGUCUGCCCUGUACGCGGCUGGAUUAUACAUUGUCUUGAAAUUUGUUUACAUCAUGAUGUUGUACAUGCUGUUACCGAGGUAAGAAAAACCAGCGAACACGCUAACUUGGCUAAUUGGUGAGCCAUACAUAAUUAGGAGAGAGGAACGGACUUAGAGACCGGGCCCACCUCAGGCGAAAGUACUGGUGGCAACUGGUGAACAAAAACUUUGACAAAGGUCUGUUCGCAACUCCGCCGGCGGGGCACAGCGAAGGCCGGGUGUUGGAGAGGCCGGAGGAGGAGACAGUCUUUCAUCUCCGUGCUGUCAGCUGACAACGCGGGACAUUUCGGAAGUUUCGCAUGGUCCGGCCUUGGUUGUGACAUUUCUGGACAAGAGAGAGAGAAAGUGGAGCAGGAUGGAAAUGUCCUGUCACGGUACGUGCCUGUAUAACAUCCUUAAACUGUGAAUUACUUUGCAAGACAUUAGAGCAGCACUUCGUUUCACCUGGGAGCUGACAGACUUGACUCAGAUCGUUAACAUGUCAAAAAUGCCAGCAAAGAAAAAAAGUUGUUUCCAGAUCACAAGUGUCACACAGGCUCAGGUGGCAGCCAACAACAUCCCAGAUGACACAGAGAGCUUGGAGGAUCCGGACGAGUCCCGGACAGAGGACAUGUCAUCGGAAAUAUUUGACGUUUCUCGGGCAGAUCUUGGAUUGUGUGACAGGAGUUCAUCCGAUGAGGAAACCUUAAACAAUGGAGACGAGUCCUCAGAGGUGCAGCCUCACAUGGAUCCUGUUAAUGGAGGACUUCCUUAUAAAGGUACAGGCAGUGACUGUGUCACCCCACAUAACGCAGGAGGAAGGGUGUCCGUGCCUGCUACCGCUCAUUCUUUUGUUCCAAGCCCAACUAGCAACGCAGUUCCUACUGCCAUUGUAUCUUCAAAUGUGGCUUACACAGCUCCUGUGGGUACCAGUUGCAGUUCCCGUUUCAGGGUCAUUAAACUUGACCAUGGUACCGGAGAACCCUUCAGACGGGGAAGGUGGACAUGCACUGAGUUCUAUGACAAAGAUUCAGAUUCAAAUGUCAGUCGGACUGUGGAUAGCAUAAAGCCAACUUCAUCCAUUGAUCGUAGUCUUGACAGGGACAGUGGAUUAGGGGCCACGAGCAAUUGUCUCAUUAGCAGCAGCACUUUUUCUGCACAGGCUUUGGAGAACAUGGAUAGUGGCUACCCUGUAGAUAGUGGACACCCCUCCCACUCUUACCCCUCAGAGUCUCUGCAGCAAGGCUACAACUUGUCUCCUCAGAUAGGGAGCGGAGCAAGUGCCUUCAAGCCCACAGGGUAUACAACGUUAUCAUCACAGCUACCACAGGCUCAGGUUAAUAUGCAGCCUGUUGCUCCUCAGACCUUCCUCUCUAACAGCCUCAAUGGUGUACACCAGGGUGCCAUGCAACAGAAGUCUCCCAUUAUACCACCCACCACGCAGGCUCAGCCGUUUGCGUAUUCUACUCAUCCUGACUAUCAGCUCCAUUUCGGCUCAAACACUCAGAACCUUCCUAUGACUUCCCUUGCUGCAGGGCCUCCAGCCUACCAGGUACCCUUACCUCUUCCCCCUGCUGGUCCAGGAGCACAGGGGCUGAGUGGAGAGGCAGCCAUGGCCUUCCUUCCAGGAAGUGGACAACAGCAGCCAGUCAGCGAGACUCAGCCUUCAGGAGGGUUAGACAUUGCUCCUGCACCUUCCGUCACCAAUGCCACUUCCCACAGUGGUGGUCAGAAUGUGCCUGCCACAGUGCCCAGUUCAACCAACCACCCUCCAGCUGUUCCAGGUCAGUUGCUUGGUACAGGAGGACAUGUCCAGUUCCAGGGGGCUCAUGGAGGAACUGCAACAGGCUUUUCUCUUGACUUUGUCAAGACUGAUGAUAGUAGGCAAAAGACUGAUGCUCUACCUCAGCACACUGUCCGCAUCCUGCCUGGGAAAGAUGGUGUAAAGCCUCUGAUCGGCGAAGGCCUCAACUUGCCAACACCUACUGUCAACAGCCUGUUUGGCAUCAGUAUUACCAUGGAUGUGGAUGAUGACAGGAUCCCCAUUUGAAGCAUAUUCGAAUACUCAUAUUCGAAGCGAACCAGAACUACUGCAGUGGAAACAGACCAAACAUGCACAAAUAAUUCGUACACAGCGGACACACGUGUUGCUCUGCUUCUGUAUGUGUUAUAUCAAUAAUAUGUAAUUUUAAAGGACAUUUUAAAACUGCAGUUUCCUUUAUUACAAACUAUAGGAAAGUUUGACUAUGACAUUCUCCACUAUUCCCAAGUCCCUACAUCAUGUACUAACUAACUAACAUGCAAGUUAACUAAGUUAACUUACCUUGCACUCGCUGUGUAGUGAGGGUGGUGUUCAUGGAGAUGGAAGUGUUACCUGUGCCGUGCAGGUGCCUUCCACCAUGUUUUCAGAGCAAACUGCGUGUGCUCACCGGCGUCUGAGGGAGUUGAGUGCUGCUGCCGGCCGUAUCACCGUGAAUUAUUAUAUACUAACGUCAAGGAUUGUACCGCGGUUUGUCAUGAAAAUAAAUAAAAUAAAAAAAAAAUACACACACACACAUAUAUAUAUAUAUGAAAACUAAGCUAUAUAUAUGGUUAAUAAACACAAAGAACCGCAAGAAAGAAGGAAAAAUAUAUUUCUGUUCUAAGGUGAAUCAAGCAUCUCUGGAAUUUCAAAGCUAACAUACAUGCUAAAAUCAAAUGUACCUUUAAGUUUAACCAAAAAAAAACCACCUUGGAUAUCAUAAUGUAGAGGGAACAAACUUGUCCCAUAUGCAAGAUUUGCAAAAAAGCCCAUGGCUAAAGAUGGCAACACCAUAAAUUUAUUCCACCACCUGAAGUACAACCACAAGCCAGGGUAAGACAACAUCCAGCUAAUAAGUCAGCAGAAAGCAGUCCCAUCCUCUGGUCAUCCUCAGACGUCCCUGAUUUCUGGGGACAGUCCUCGUUUGGUGCUGACCCAACCAAAACGUACUGUGAAGGAAUCACACCUUGGGGGCCAUAAUUAGGCGGCUUGUGGCCCGGGGCCUGCCUAUUGAAGGCACACAUGCACACAUGGUAGAGAUGGCUGACAUGAUGGCCUCUUUCUGUCCAUGUUGCACUAACCUCGUUUUUCCACUUAUGUUGUUUGACGUUUAUUAUCAGAGGUAGCAUAUUCAUAUUUCUGAUCAAUAGGGAUGUGGCCCAUCUAUUGUAUCUAUGGCAGUAUUAUGGCAGUUGCAGUUAUAGUUCUGAUUGAAAAGGGAUAUGAUACAAAAAUAUUCUGGCAAACCAGACAACUUCUUAGUUUUUAAUUCCGUGCUUUCAUUUAAACUUUGAUUACUAAAGAACAAUACUACUUAAAGUAAUUCUGACUAUUGUGAUAGAAACUUAAGAAACUUGGCUUUCAAAAGAGACCAAGAGAUGAGCUCCAAAAUGUUCAUGAAUAGCUCUCAUUUUACUUUGGGUAUGUCCUAAAUAGGUGUUUUUUGUAAAAAGGCUGAAAUGAUAAGAGGUUAAUAGCUUACUGGUUAAACUUUCACAUAAUCAUCGAACUUCAUCUUCACUAUAUUAGGUGUAGUGUGACAAACAUAUCAUUUAGAAAUUCUGAACAAGUUCAUAUGAUGGAAGACCUGUUUAUUUUUAUCUCUCUAUCUCUUGUUUGACUCUGCAUGGAAAUAUUUAUUCUAUUUAUAUUGUUACAGUACAGCACUUGACCCAAGCAUGAAACUGGCCUAGAAUAUACAAUAUGUUUUAACCUUUUUUUCAUUUCUGAAAACUUCAUUAUAGAAGGUUUCAUAGUGACAUUUUCUGUUUUCCCAAAAAAGUUUUCUAAUCUCCAAUAUGCACCACACUUGCUACACUGCAUCCUGGAGAAUGCAACAGCUCUUUGAACAAAUCUGUCAGCAAAUGAAUCACAUAAUUCCUGUACUAGUGGAAUGUUUGAAUCUUUCAAGUUCUCUAAUGAAUGUACAAGUACUACAAAUCUCAACUUUAAACUACUUUAAGUUUAUUCGUUGCUGCUAGUUGCUGUAUUGUUUUUUUGCAACUUUUGCCUUUUAUGAAAAACUUUAUAUAUGCACAUAUAUACACGUACAUAUUGAAAUUUGGUAAACCUCAAACAUUUGUGAGUGAGGUUGUGGGGCCUAGAAGCAAGUUGGCAGUCAUAUGCAUAAUUUUAACUAUAAUCAGUUGUUAUUAAAAUGCCUUGUUAACUCAACAUUCUUGUAAAUCUCUGUCAGGAGAGAGAGAGAAAAAAAACUUAUUUCUAAGGACACACCCCAGUAUGAUGGGAUGCAGGGUUUUUAAGCCUUUUCCUCUUGGCAAUGGUGCAUUGUUUUGCAUACGAACUUGGUCUUGGGAUUCUGUUCCAAGUAUCAUUGUUAUGUUUUGAAUUAGUGUGCUUCACAAAAGUGAAACAAAGCAUUGUGGGGGUGGAGUUAUGAGAUGACAGUGAUUUCCCCUCAGCUUGGAUUGGUGGGUAGCCAUGCUCAACAUACUGCAGCUUUGACAAAUAAAGUAAUGAAGCUUCCCCUGGGAUGAAGUGGCUCCAGUAGGAGCACCCUAUGUACUCUCCCACCACUGUUUAUGACACACUCUUGCUUUCGAUUGGCUCUUCUCUGUCAGUUUGACCCUCCACUGCCCUCUCCUCUCAGCAAAACCAUUGCUUACUUCUUUCUUUUGAGGCAUUCCUUAGAGGCCGAGUCAUUUUGGGAAUCUCUUUAGAUUUUAAAAGUGUGGGCUAAAAAUGCAGGUUUACUUCAGAUGAAGCCUCAGAAGUUGAGUUACUGAAAGAUUAACUAACUGUAACUUUUGACACAGUCCGUAAUAUUGCAGCCAUAGAAUGUCUUGCAUAGGCGGUGAGAAGGUAGAUUGUAUGGCCCUAGGUUAAGCACCUGCAAGACUUAAAGAAACAAAAUGGUCCCACCUCAUACGGUAGGGCUGGGUGCUAUGACCAAAAAUCUAUAUCAUGGUAUUUUUCAAAAUUCUGACGGUAUCAUGGUAUUUUUUGUCAUGAACAAUUACAAGUUCACAACAUGUUCUAAGAUGAAAUACAGGGACAUUUACAGCUUUGAGAUAAAAAACAAACAAAAAAAAAAGAAAAAGAAUUAAAUGUUAUCAAGAUGAACUAAAGAAACAAAGACAAUUAUGUUUUCAUUUUAGCAUAUUUAUUCAUAUUUAAACCAGGGCUCUCAAGUUUUGAAUUUAGUUUGGAGUGAGUUGAGUUUUUACUGGAUGUGGGAGGAGGCUGUUUAAAGACAACCAACCAUAAUAAUAAUAAUAAUAAUAAUAAUAAUAAAUUAAGUGAUGACGUGAUUACCAGAUUCUUGAGUGCACAUUUUCACGCAUGUCUGUAAUGUCAAUAGCAACGCGACUGGCUACUGUAAUAACUAUCGCUGUAGUCUGUGCGCAGCGUUUGAUUUUUCUCAUUCACAAAACUUGUAGUCACCCUAAAAAACCCACAGAACUAGCAGGGUACCUUUUUUGGAACAAGUUCUUCCGUGUCUCCAUGGUCUUCUUGUUCUACCGCAAAAUAUACUUCUUCACCACCAGACCGAUCUCUGAAGGGCAGAGAUUUUUGUUAAUUUUUUUUUUUUUUUUUAAAUCAAACUAAUCAAAUGUGUUGUUACACGAUCGUUUAUGGAAUGAUCUUUUGUGUUGAAUUCUGCUGUCGAUACCAUUGGGCGAUACCCACAACAUGCAGGGAACAUGAAAUUUUCUGAUAAUACUGGCACUACACAAAUAAAACACAACACAAUUGUGGUCAAACACAAUGCCAGUCUGAAACAUAAAAUAUGCAGGGUCAUGUGCUCUGAAAGUGCAGCUUCACUUCCAGUUGCAUUUAGAAGACAACAGGUGCUACGUGCUUUUGAAACAUAAGAGACAAUUAUUGUCUCCUGUGUUUAGUUUGUGUCAAAACGGUUGCACAAUAAAACAUGAAUUUAAAACAUUAUAGUUUCUGAAUUUAUUAUCAAAGUAGUUAUCAGUAAUAAAGUGAAAAUCAGAGGAAAUGUGAAUAUUUACUUUGCAAAUCGAUUUACUGUGUGCCCACUAAAUUUUCUGCUUGCGCCCCUAAACUUUUAAGGUGAGGGUCACUGUGCCCCUAGUAAAAAAAAUUUAGACUGGAGCUCUGUCUAUUCAUCAUUUAACCUUAAGUCUGGGCCAAAUGUUGGUGUUUCUUUCAGUUUGUUUCCUCAUUGUCCCUUUUCCUGUUGACUAUUUUCCUCAGUCUUAAGAAGACUGUUAAAGCUUUUAUCGCUGAUUUAUGGAUAUUUACUUUGCAGUAUGUUAGAAACAUUUGCCCUUUGUGUGAAUGUUAUUUGUUAACUUGGACAUUUAUUAGUGUUGACUCCAGCAAGAGUUUUGGCCCAGUGUUGCUCAUGAGCUUGAAACGGACAGCAAAUUGUCACAUGACUUUUGUUGGUUUGAGAAUAAUGAAAAUUAGAUCAAGAAAUACCUUUAUAUUUAUAAAACUCACCUCUAUUGUUGGUCUAUGUUGUAGCACCUCCUUCUAUUUUUACGUCUUUGCAUUUGUUAAAGUUUUGACACAAACGGGGAGGGAGUGAAGACAGACGGGCAGGGAUGAGAGUGUCAAGUUUGUGAUGAGUCACGUGUUUGUGUAUUGGUUGUAGUUUGGUUGCCUCAGCCCCUGGAAACAAAGCAGAGAUAGCUGACCUGCUUGAACUUCCAGGCGACAUAUUCCCAGAGGCCUGAAUGACUGAUUGUAGGCUCAUCCACUGACUUGCCCUCCUGUCUCUCCCCAUCAAAUGCGACUGCUCUGUCUCUCCAUAACAUCUGCUAAAUGACAUCACUACUAAUCUUUUCUGGUUUAAUUAACAGGGAGAGCUGUACUUUUGUUAGAGGGCCCAGGUUAUACUCGUGGAGCUAUUACUGGUUUUCCACUAAUUUGAUAAUUUUGCCAGCAUCAAUACAAACUUCAAACUUUAUUUAUAUAGCAUUUUUCAUACUAAGAAGCAUCCCAAAGUGCUUUACAUAAAUAAAAACAUAAUUACAACAAGAAACAAAAUCAAGAAAACACCAUCACAUAUGUACACAUAGACACAUAACAAACCCGCUCACACAUACACACACGCACAGAGACUGCACAUACACAGGCACACGCAUGUCCACACUCACACCUAUACACACACUAAACAUUGUCAGCAAGACAUGGGAGGACACCGAGGCUUGAGGCAAGGAAUAUGCUACCUUAUGGUGUGUGUGUGGGGGAGGGGGUUAUAAAAGUAGGUAAAUGAAACAUGUAAAAGUAAGCCACAUAAAACCCAAAUAAGAUCCUAAAAAUCCAAAGUGAUAAAAAAAGACUCUUUUUAAAAGUACCAACAGUCUCUGCGGCCCUGAGGUUCUCCAGUAGGCUGUUCCACAGUCGGGGGUCAUAAUAACUGAAUGCUGCCUCCCCGUGUGUCUUAGAUUUAACUUGUGGUAAUGUUAAAAGGCCACUGCCAGAAGACCUCAGGGUUUUUGAGGUGUGAUACAGUAAAAGUAGGUCAGACAAAUACGAAGGCCGAAGACUGUUAAGACAUUUAAAAACUACUAAAAGAACCUUAAAAUUAUUCCUGAAGCACACAGGGAGCCAAUGCAGCAAUUUUAAAACUGGUGUAAUGUGUUGCCGCUCUCUGGUCCUCGUCAGCACACGAGCAGCUGAAUUUUGUAAAAGUUGUAAAUUGUAAAUGCUCUUUUUAGGAAGACCAGAGAGCAGAGCAUUACAAUAAUCCAGACGACAGGAGAUAAAAACAUGCAUCAGCACCUCCGUGCUAGACUGAGACAGAAACGGGCAGACUCUGGCUAUAUUCUUAAGAUAGUAAAAACCUAUCUUUGUAAUAUUUUUGAUAUGUGGAAUAAAACUAAGCUCAGAGUCAAAAAUCACACCGAGAUUUUUUACAGAUUGUGAUAUCUUAAAAUCCUGUCAUUUUGGUAAAAGUUUCUGUCUCUGGUGUUCAGGACCAAUGACUGAAACCUCAGUUUUGUCCUGUUUGAGCUGUAGGAAAUUCUCUGCCAUCCAUGACUUAAUAUCUAAAAUACAGUCUAAAAGGGCAUCAGUAGGCCCUGUGUCAUCAGGUGACAUGGCCUGAUGGAAGUAGUUAUGCCCCAGGGGAAGCAUGUAUGAGUUAAAGAGAGUUGGGCCAAGAAUUGACCCCUUUGGGAACCCCACACUCAAUCCCAUGGGUUACUGAUUAACAGGUAUCCAGACUUACAAAGAAGCUUCUAUCAGAGAGGUAUGAGAUGAACCAGUUAAGAGCAGUGCCAGAGAGGCCGACCAGGUGCCUCAGUCUGUUUGUUAAGAUACGAUGGUCUACUGUAUUGAAGGCGGCGGUUAGAUCCAGCAGAACCAAGACUGUGCGUUUAUGGUUAUCUAAAUUACACCUGAUGUCAUUUAAAAUCUUUAAAGGGCUGUCUCUGUACUGUGGUUCAUCCUAAAACCAGAUUGAUGCUUCUCUAAGACGUUGCUUUUACUCAACAAAUCAUUUACCUGAAUAAAAACUUUUUUUUUUCUAAAAUGUUGCUUAAAAUGGUAAGUUGGAUACUGGCCGACAAUUAUUAAAAUUGUUUGGGUCCAAAUUGCUCUUCUUCUUAAAGGAGGCGGGGAAAACACCUGUCUGAAGGGAGCAAUUCACCAUAUAUAGCAGCUUUUCCUCAAAGAGUCCAUAAAAUGUUUUAAAAAAAACUUGGGUCUAAAAUUUGGGUUUAAAAGGCAGGUUGGGUACUUGGGAGAAAACUCAACCAAGUGCCCUUGCAUCAACCAGGGCAAAACUCUCCAGUGUUUUCUUGUGUAAAAUCAAUGACUCAGGUGCGUCAACAGUUAAAAUCUGUUGAGGUAAAAAACUCGACCUAAUUGAUUUUACUUCUGAAGUGAUCUGCAAAGUCCUCACAAAGGUCAUUAUUAGAUAUUUUGGAGGAUCUGUUAAAAUUUGUGUUUGUUAUAUGGUCUAUUCUGAAGAAGAGGAAUUUGGGGUUUUUGUGGUCUGUAAUUAAUUUAUGGAAGUGGGAAUUUCUUGCCUGUUUUCUGCAUCUCCUCUCAGCACUCCUGCAGUGUCAUUCCAAAUGUUUAAUUUCUCCGUUUCGCCACAGUGGUGCAGGUCUUAUUUUUAAAGUUCUUCACCAGUGGAGCCACUGAGUCUAGCAGUAACUUCAGUUCAGACACAGCCAGAUCCACUACGGAGGACACACCCACGGACAGGCCAUAGGAUAUGACCUGGUCCAGGGUGUGCUCCCUGCCGUGGGUCGGCUGUGUCUGAGUAAAAUCAAGGCAAUGUAAAAUGUUUAAAAGUUCUCUGGACAUAGAGUCCGAAGAGAAAUUAAAGUUAUUAAAAUUCUGUUAAAUGAUGUGUGGAUGACUGAUAACAGAUCGCUUUAUUUUCUUUCUCUGAAGCCAGUUGAGUUUCCUUGGCUCUUUGUUUGGGAUCAUUGUCUUGCUGAAAUGUCCACCCUCGUUUCAUCUUCCUCAUUCUGGUAGAUGCAAGCACAUUUUUCUGAAAGAAUAUCUCGGUACAUUUUUCCAUUCAUCCUCCUUUAAAUUAUAUGAAGGUGUCCUCCAAACAUGGUGUGUGUUAUGGCAUUCAAAGAGCUCAAUUUUGCUCUCAUCUGACUAGACUAUGUUCUCCCAGUA